AUAAUUUAUAAAAUUUUCCCUCUCAGGUACCAUUGACAAGCACUCUAUUGAAGUGACCAACUGCUUCUCUGUCCCUCACAAUGAGUCUGAAGAUGAGGUUGCAGUAGACAUGGAGUUCGCUAAGAACAUGUACGAGCUCCACAAGAGGGUGUCACCCACCGAGGUCAUCAUCGGAUGGUAUGCCACAGGCUUUGACAUCACAGAACACUCAGUGCUCAUUCAUGAGUACUACAGCCGCGAGGCCACCAACCCCAUUCACCUGACAAUGGACACAGCACUGCAGAGUGGCAAGAUGAACAUCCGCGCUUACGUCAGUGCGCAGAUGGGUGUACCAGGAAAGACGGUUGGUGUGAUGUUCACCCCGCUGACUGUGAAGUAUAUCUACUAUGACACCGAGAGGAUAGGCGGUAAGAAUACAAACAGCACAUUAAUCUGACUUUUUGGAAACAAA
Molecule: messenger RNA, 451 nt
Organism: Plectropomus leopardus (leopard coralgrouper)
Lineage: Eukaryota; Metazoa; Chordata; Actinopteri; Perciformes; Serranidae
Source: RefSeq, a predicted model, not a curated record